Molecule: messenger RNA, 1647 nt
Organism: Papilio machaon (common yellow swallowtail)
Lineage: Eukaryota; Metazoa; Arthropoda; Insecta; Lepidoptera; Papilionidae
Product: probable cytochrome P450 304a1
Exons: 9
Coding region: 77-1609 (510 amino acids)
Molecular function (GO): monooxygenase activity; oxidoreductase activity, acting on paired donors, with incorporation or reduction of molecular oxygen; heme binding
Source: RefSeq, a predicted model, not a curated record
AUUUAAUAUAUCUGACGGCAAAAUUGUUUACUCCUAGUUUGUAGCACGCACUUCGCUGAGUAGGACUUCGGUCAGGAUGAUCGGAGAAAUUGUUCUUGUUAUAUUGCUGGGGGUCACAGCAGUGAGACUCUAUAAAAAUGCUUACAAAAAACCUGCCAAUUUCCCGCCAGGUCCACCCAGCCUUCCAGUGUACGGCGCGUACUGGUUGGUGCUAGCGAAGGUAUACAACAAUUUAGCCGCCGCGUGUAUUAAGUUUUCAAAUGAGUACAAGUCUAAGGUGAUCGGAAUGCUUCUCGGAACUAUACCGGUGGUUGUCGUUAACGAUCCUUACUUACUCAAAGAAGUACUUAAUCGCGAGGAAUUCGAUGGACGAAUGGAUAUCAUACUUGGCAGACUUAGGUCUUAUUGGAAAAAGCUUGGCAUAUUCUUCACGGAUGGCUACUUCUGGCACGUACAGAGAAGGUUUACUCUUCGGUAUAUGAGGGACUAUGGUUUCGGCAGACGCGACGAAUCCUUGGAAUCUACUGUCGCGCACGAGGUCAAGGAAAUGAUUGAUAUGGCUACAAACGGACCAAAGUAUCCAGCUGAAAAUGAUUUAGUGAAAGGCGACCAGAUAUAUCUGCCUCAUUUCUUCGCGGUACCGUUUAUGAAUGGCUUGAUGCACGUGUUAACACGUGCUUCUGUACCGAGGCAGGAUUACCAUAUACUGUGGGCGACGGCCCGAGGUGCUCUUAGGUUCCAAAGGAGUUCCAAUGACUUGGGCGGAGCCCUAAGUUUUACUCCAUGGCUAAAGGAUUUCCUACCGGAAUUUAGCGGCUACAAGGGCCUGAAGGAAGGAAAUCAGUGUAUUUUGGAUUUGUUUACGAAAAUAGUAAAAGAAGCCUUGGAUACUCAUGACAGUUCAUUCAACCGUCACUUCUUAGACGUGUACAUCAGUAAAAUGAAGGAAGAAAUGGCCGAGAAGAAGAGAACAACAUACUCUGUUGAUCAACUGGCGUUGGUAUGCACGGACUACAUGUUUCCGACUGCGUCAGCUCUGCAAUCUGUACUCACUUUACUUAUUGAACGUCUGCUACUGCAUCCUGAAGUGCAAGACAAAAUACACGAGGAAAUAGACCGAGUUAUCGGUCGCGAUAGGCUUCCUACGAUAGAUGACAGAAGCAAUAUGCCGUACACAGAGGCGUGUUUGAGGGAGAUAAUGAGGAUCGAGACGCUGGUGCCUCUCGGAGUGCCGCACCGCGCCAUGGUCGACACCAAGCUAGACGGGUAUAACAUUCCUGAGGGCUCAAUGGUCAGUCUCAACUACGUGACACUGCACAUGAAUAAAGAGAUAUGGGGGGAUCCUGAAAACUUCCGGCCCGAGAGGUUCAUCGUCAACGGCCGCUUGCAGCUAAGUCAGGACAAGUCACUGCCCUUCGGUGCAGGUCGUCGACUCUGUGCGGGAGAGACGUACGCCCGUCAAUCAUUGUUCCAGGUGUUCGCAGCUUUCAUGCAGGCAUUCCAGGUGUCCACCACUGAUGGCAAACCUUAUAAACAAUUGGCACCAAGAAUACAAGGGAUUAUAACGACCAUCCCUAAUUUUUGGAUCCGCGUAACACCCAGGAAAUAAAUGUUUAUAAUAAUACAUAGUAGUAUGUAUUGAUUUAA